Molecule: messenger RNA, 930 nt
Organism: Parastagonospora nodorum SN15
Lineage: Eukaryota; Fungi; Ascomycota; Dothideomycetes; Pleosporales; Phaeosphaeriaceae
Exons: 3
Coding region: 1-930 (309 amino acids)
Cellular component (GO): proteasome core complex
Source: RefSeq, a predicted model, not a curated record
AUGUCUUGGCAAGAGCUUCGCAACCACCAGCUGCCUACCAUCGCCUUGAACACCAACUUCACCCGCCAACGCCACUUUCGAUCUCGACAUCAAGCGGAGCCACAAAACAAUCCAUACAAUCCACUAGACAUCCUCACAGCCGCCAUCAUGAACCACCUUCCGCAAGCUUGGGGCCGUCCCAGAGAUGAUGUCUACGGCGCGUACGACCCCUCACACUUCCAGACCGCUGGCCCCAACCAGCACACCCAGAGCCCCAUUGUCACCGGUACCUCGGUGCUUGCGGCGAAGUUCAAGGACGGCGUGGUCAUCGCAGCGGAUAACCUGGCAUCAUACGGCUCGCUUGCCCGCUUCACCGACGUCAAGCGUCUACGGAAAUUCAACGAUGAGGUAGUGGUCGGCUUCGGCGGCGAUGUGUCGGACAUGCAGUACCUCGAUCGCCUCCUCAACUCUCUCGACAUCCGCGAAACCUACUCGUCGAACGAGACGGCUCUGAACGCAAAGAACCUUCACACAUACCUCGCCAAAGUCAUGUACAACCGCCGAUCCAAGUUCGACCCGCUCUGGAACCACCUGCUCAUCGCUGGUAUGGACGGCGAGUCGAAGCCCUUCCUUGCGAGCGCAGAUUUGCUAGGCACUACUUUCUCAUCACCGUCGUUAGCCACUGGCUUCGGAGCACAUCUCGCCCAGCCAAUUCUGAGGACGAUACUACCGGAUGAGGCGUCAGUCGAGAAGGUCACAAAGGAGCAAGCCGUAGAGAAGAUUAAGGAGUGUAUGAAGGUUCUCUUCUAUAGAGAUGCAAGGAGUAUGGACAAGUACUCCAUUGCGGUCAUCACAAAGGAGGGUGUCACUCUGGAUGAGAACGUUCAGUUGGAAAACCAGAGCUGGGCCUUCGCAGACAGGAUCAGAGGAUACGGAACGCAGACGGCAUGA